CUGCCCUCGCUGACCGGGAACGGUGGUGGAGCAGAGCUUGGGCUCGCGCGGCGUUUCAUUCAUGGAUUGGGAUCUCAAGAUGUCGGUGUCCUGGGAUCUGCCCGACGACGCCGCCGUGCCACAGCCGCCGCCCUUCACCGCCACAGCAGCCGCGGCUUCCCCCGCGGCGGCGUCGGGCAUUGCCGCCGCAGCAGCUGCUGCGACUCCCCACGCGGCGGCCACGCGCGGGGCGCCGAGCCGGGCGGAGUGCUCCGUCGACCUCAAGCUCGGCGGGCUCGGGCGAGUUCGGGGCGGUGGCCGACGGGACGAAGGAGCCUGCGGCGGCUGCAACUGCAACGGCUGCGCCAUCCGCGCCGUCCGCGAGCCCGAUGAAGCGCCCGCGCUCGGGCCCUGGUGGCGCCGCCGGGGCGCAGUGCCCGUCGUGCGCGGUGGACGGCUGCGUCUGGGUCGUCUCCAGGAUGCACGUCUAAGUCGACUAGUACCCGAUCUGGGGGAGAGGUGCUGGACAUCGACACCUGGGUGGGCUCGUCGGGGAAGAACGGCAUGCGGCGGGACUGGCUCAUCCGCGGCUGCAACUCCGGCGACGUCUUCGAAUGGCCGCAACAAGGCAAGCCCGGGCCCUCGCGAUCGAAUGAUCGCUUGUUCAGCAAUGAACGUAGGCAUCGCCGGCCAGUGCUGUGCAACUGUUUGCUUCGCUGAAAUUAGGCUUAGAGCAAAAUCCACCGCCGGUCCUUGAACUUGGCUGGCGGUGUCAUCUAGGUCCCUAAACUUCUAAAGUGAUAUUUGUGAGUCUGUAAACUUGACAGACUGUGUCAUUUAGAUCCUUGAACUUUCAAGGUAAUCACCACAUGUCCCUAAACUUGGCCGGUGGUGUCAUUCCAGUCCCUGAACUUUCAAGGUGAUGACUGCAGGUCCCUAAACUUGGCAAGCGGUAUCAUCCUUAUCCAAAUAUGGUCUAACCUACUCUAUAAGUUGUUAUG
Messenger RNA from Sorghum bicolor (sorghum), 980 nucleotides. Its product is annotated as teosinte glume architecture 1. The transcript is spliced from 2 exons. NCBI's taxonomy places the organism in Eukaryota, Viridiplantae, Streptophyta, Magnoliopsida, Poales, Poaceae. The record is from RefSeq and is a predicted model, not a curated record. The coding region runs from base 62 to 736 and encodes 224 amino acids.